ACAUUAGUCAUAAUUUUAGCCGUUUUUACUAUUUCCACAUUUAUUCUAUUUGCAUCGGCAACUACAAAUGCCGAUGCUGUAAAAAUCGUUGAAACCUCUCUUGAAAAUUUGCCAGAAACUGGUGAACUCUGGGAAAUGGCCGCACAAAAUCCAAAAUCAACAUCCGAGGUCGAAAACUCCGACACUACCAUCAUCAAAGGUCCCGUCUUUGCUCCAGUUCAGUACAAAAGCACGGAUCUUCAUUAUAAAGCGCACAUCGUCUAUCCAUAUAAGUAUUGGCUUCGUAAAACUUUUGUGGGGUACAA
Molecule: messenger RNA, 305 nt
Organism: Acaulospora morrowiae
Lineage: Eukaryota; Fungi; Glomeromycota; Glomeromycetes; Diversisporales; Acaulosporaceae
Source: the annotation of a GenBank genome assembly